Messenger RNA from Schistosoma intercalatum, 1037 nucleotides. Lineage: Eukaryota; Metazoa; Platyhelminthes; Trematoda; Strigeidida; Schistosomatidae. The record is from the annotation of a GenBank genome assembly.
CAAAACUGAAGCAGAUGGUAUUAGAACCUAGUUGUUGCACUUCGGACAUAUAAAUCAUUAAACCACAAAUUUAAAUAAUGUAAUAUACUAAUUUUAUUUGUACUACGUCACAACGGUGAAUAUUAUGUGAUCUUAUGCACUAUCGUAUAAUUUCAUCGAAUUAUUUUCUGAUUCUUGUAGUUGUCUGUUACUAAAUGACCAAGCAAUUUUUAUACCCAUUACUAUAUUUUUGUGGGAUAUCUAAAUCAAUGCUUCUUUGUUCAGGCGGCAUUGGAUUGCAUCUGUUACCGAUCCUCGUGUGUGUUCUCACCUUUGUUGCAGUCACGACUUGUUAUUUCCUCUCUCUUACACAAGACCACAUAUCACCGUAUUUUCCGUACAUCAGUGAUGCUGGUUCAAAGAUCCCAGAAAGUUGUAUUUUCGGUCAAUUAUUAAAUAUUGUUUCAGUUUUGGCAGGUUUAUGCUUCUACUCAUGGCAUAAACAUUUGCUAGAUUGUAGCCAGAAAUUUAAUCAACAAUGUUAUCGUCAAAUUAGAUUGGCUAGAGUUGCUUUAUGUUUUGGUCUUAUAUGUGCAGUUGGUAUGAGUAUAGUAGCCAACUUUCAAGAAACAGCUGUUUGGUCUAUGCAUCUCCUCGGUGCAGGUCUACUUUUUGGUGGUGGUUCGGCGUAUACACUUGCUGUUACAUAUAUUACAUAUAAAUAUCUUGGACAUAGUCGAAUUCGGAUUACUCGUUUGGUAUUGACAUUCAUUUCUGUUUCUUCAUUUUUAUUACAACCAACAACUGGAUUAGUCGCACGUUUCAUGUAUGAUGGUGAUAAUAUUAGAAAAUGGAAACCAACUGAUCAAGGUUAUUCAUUUCAUGUAGUAAGUAGUAUGUCGGAAUGGAUUACAGCUUUAUCAUUUAUAUGCUUUAUUUUUACACUGGUAUGGGAAUUGAAAGAUUACAAAGUACGUGAAAUAAAGAUUGUUCAUCGAUGGAGUAUAAUAAGUGAUGACAAUUAUGGUAAUAAUAAUGAUGACAAUAUGCUUUCCUAG